Messenger RNA from Ceraceosorus guamensis, 710 nucleotides. RefSeq lists its product as hypothetical. Gene Ontology annotation, biological process: cellular response to nitrogen starvation; macroautophagy. Lineage: Eukaryota; Fungi; Basidiomycota; Exobasidiomycetes; Ceraceosorales; Ceraceosoraceae. The transcript has 3 exons. Gene Ontology annotation, cellular component: cytosol; fungal-type vacuole membrane; autophagosome. The coding region runs from base 206 to 640 and encodes 144 amino acids. Gene Ontology annotation, molecular function: phosphatidylethanolamine binding. The record is from RefSeq and is a predicted model, not a curated record.
CGACGCUCGCAUACCCACCCCAUCCGCCUUCACGCCACCAUCUCCCCUGCAAGCACCAACUCAACCGUUUGAUCCCCGCGCCUGAGCCCAUCGACUCAAACGCGAGAGCAAGCGACCCUACAAUAGAACCAAAGAAAGCGAACGUUCACCCGUGACAUUUGCUGCUGAAUCCAACUAGGACUGGCAGAACAGCGCGUCGCCAAUCAUGAGGUCCAAGUUUAAGGAUGAGCAUCCGUUUGAGAAACGCAAAGCUGAGGCAGAGCGAAUCAGGCAGAAGUACCCUGACAGAAUCCCUGUUAUCUGCGAAAAGGCAGACAGGACAGACAUUCCAACCAUCGACAAGAAGAAGUAUCUCGUGCCUUCCGAUCUGACUGUCGGCCAGUUCGUCUACGUCAUUCGCAAACGGAUCAAGCUGGCUCCAGAGAAGGCCAUCUUCAUCUUCGUGGACGAGGUUCUGCCCGCAACGGCGGCACUCAUGAGCGCGAUCUACGAGGAGCACAAGGACGAGGACGGUUUUCUUUGUGAGGAUGCCCUUUGCUAUCGUAAUCCUACAGUUGUCCUUGUUGCUCAUACUUUGAUACUGAUUGACGGCCACGCAGACAUCCAGUACAGUGGGGAGAACACAUUCGGUCUCAUGUAGGGCAUUGCGCCGCAUUCGACGUAUAGCCAAUCGACCUGGCCUCAUUGCCGAUGCAUGCCGCCGACGCUUC